This is a messenger RNA of Salvelinus sp. IW2-2015, 2412 nucleotides long. The record is from RefSeq and is a predicted model, not a curated record. NCBI's taxonomy places the organism in Eukaryota, Metazoa, Chordata, Actinopteri, Salmoniformes, Salmonidae.
UACUACCAGUCCCGUCAUAGACAAUCUCGCAACCAGGGCAUGAGUCUGGAGCGAGCGUGCAGCGCUCGAGAAGAGAACCAGAGAAUGUGAGAGCAGCGCGCAAAACCACUUCUCCACAACCGACUUUCAUAGAAUUCCUAGAAAUGUGCUUCUCGUAGAUUGCCCAGCGCCAAUAAAGGGGCGAUAUCUGCUCCAGUAACUCAUAGGAAAAUGAAACGCCUUUCCCGAAAGCUCACUUUGGCAUUGGUGGUGCUUUGUUGGAUUGCUGCACUACUGUAUUUGAUACUCUUAAGUAGGCAGAAAGUAUCGGACCUGGGGACUAAAGAUGCACAGUACGGAAAGAUCUCAGAGGCAGAAUGGGACGACCUCCUGGAAGAGUUUGAAGAGAAGAACUACCUCAACGCCAGGCGAUGGAAACCAGGCCAGGACCCGUACAAACUGUAUGCCUUCAACCAGAGAGAGAGUGAGAGGAUACCCAGCAACAGAGUUCUCAGAGACACACGUCAUUACAGGUGCACCACGCUACAUUAUGACCCAGAUCUGCCCUCCACCUCCAUUGUCAUCACCUUCCACAACGAGGCCCGCUCUACUCUGCUACGCACCAUCAGGAGUGUGCUGAACCGGACGCCAGUCCACCUGAUUCACGAGAUCAUCCUGGUAGAUGACUACAGUGAGGAUGUUCCUGGACAGUCACUGUGAGGUCAAACAAAGACUGGCUGCCUCCGCUGCCCAGAGGAUUAAAGAGGACCCCACCUGUGUGGUGAGCCCAGUGAUCGACAUCAUUAACAUGGAUACAUUCGCCUACGUAGCAGCCUCCUCUGACCUCCGUGGAGGCUUCGACUGGAGUCUACAUUUCAAGUGGGAGCAGUUGUCUGCUGAACAGAAAGCCAGGAGAGCUGACCCCACCGAACCCAUUAAGACGCCUAUCAUCGCCGGAGGGCUGUUUGUGAUUGACAAGUCGUGGUUCAACCACCUGGGGAAGUAUGACACAGCCAUGGACAUCUGGGGCGGGGAGAACUUUGAGAUCUCGUUCCGGGUGUGGAUGUGUGGAGGGAGCCUAGAGAUUAUCCCCUGCAGCAGGGUCGGCCACGUCUUUCGCAAGAAACACCCCUACAUCUUCCCUGAGGGCAACGCCAACACAUACAUCAAGAACACCAGGCGCACGGCGGAGGUGUGGAUGGACGAGUUCAGGCUCUUCUACUACUCGGCUCGCCCUGCAGCACGGGGAAAGUCCUACGGAGACAUUCAUGGCAGGGAAGAGCUCCGCAAGAUUCUCAAGUGCAAAUCCUUCAAGUGGUAUCUGGACAACGUCUACCCAGAGCUCAAAGUGCCGGAUGAUUCGGACUCUAAGUCRGGGGUGAUUCGUCAAAGACAGAAUUGUCUAGAGUCGCGGAAGCUGGAGGGACAGGAACUCCCCUCUCUCACACUGGCAACCUGCAUCGGGACCAAGUCUGUGCCAGCACUCAACCAGGAGUGGAUCUACACCCACGGACAGCAGAUCCGCCAGCAACAGCACUGCCUCUCCCUCUCUACCACUUUCCCUGCCUCCCAGGUCAUGCUCAUGCCCUGCAACAUCGGCGACGGGAAACAACGAUGGCAGAAGUCAGGCACCCAUCUGGAGCACCUGGCCUCCCACUUCUGCAUGGACAGUGAGAUGGCCCUGGACGGCAUCGAGAGCAGCAAGAUGCUGGUGAUCAGCCCCUGUGAACUGACAGCCUACACCCAGAGAUGGGAGAUGCCCUUCUCCUGAUCCACCCACAACACAAUCCUUCCUGUAGAGGAGGACUACCCUAUGAGAAAUCACAAACUUCUGCAGUGCUUACUAUAGCCAAGGGCUUUUAGAAAGAGAGAGAGAGAGUGAUGGAGAGGGAAAGGAGAGAGGAGGUGGAUACCAGAGUAAAGGGUGUUUUAGGUCACUGAGAUAAGUCUUUAUAAGAUGGCAGGGACUUGGACUGAUGUCAGCACAUUCAAGUGUUCAACAAGACAUUCAGCAGGGCUGAAGUCAUUUAUUGUGGGCUAAUAUAGAUGAAAAUACAGGGGACACCAUUUUUCAUUGCUGUUUUCAUUGAAACUCGUGGUCUGUUAAAACUAUUCUUCUAACUGCUGCUUCAAGUGUAUAAGUUCUGAUUUAGACUUCAACCUGUCUUCGUAAUGACAUUUCAAUGGGAUGGGAUGCAGCUAUGAUGGAAUUUGUGUCAGGAAAUUUAAUGCACAUGUCAAAUGGCGAUAUUUUAAUAUCCUAUGAUUCCCAUUUAUUUUUAAUUGAAAUGGAGAUGACCUUUACACAAAAUGUCUAUGAUCCUGAAGAAGAAAAAACACACACACACACACACGUCUAUGAUCCUGAAACACAAACACACUGUAAUAGCCAGUGCUGCAAUGUCAAAAAAGAAAUAAAAGAAAUACAGAAAA